AUCUCCAUCUCACCUUGUGUUCUAAGAUAAUAUAUUCUUGGCAUCACUCACACAAUAUCGUAUUCAUAGCAUAUGUAACUGUGAAAAAGAUGGCACCAGCAGCAACGACCCUUGUAGGCGAGACAUCGGGCAAUGCCCAAGUCGCAGCACUGGGCAAAACUGUCUCGGGAAAGAAAUUAAAGAUCAGAUCGUAUCCCAAGUUUGAGAGUUUGGAGGAGGAGAGGUUGUAUCGGAAGCAACAUCUCGCUGCUGCUUUUCGGGUAUUUGCGGAACGCGGGUUCGAUGAAGGUGUUGCUGGGCAUAUCUCUGUCCGUGAUCCGAUUUUGACGGAUCAUUUUUGGCUUAAUCCGUUGUCGCAACACUUCUCACAGAUUUGUGUCAGUGAUCUUAUUUUGGUGAAUGAGGGUGGUGACGUUGUGAUUGGUGACGAGCCUAUCAAUGCAGCUGCUUUUGCAAUCCAUUCCGAAAUCCACAAAGCUCGACCAGAUGUCCAUGCAGCAUGCCACGCCCAUUCAGUCUAUGGCAAGGCCUUCUCAGUUUUCGGCAGAGAGUUAGACAUGAUCACCCAAGACUCUCUCCGUUUCUACAAAUCUCACGCCGUAUACGACAACUUCGGGGGCAUCGUCCUUGACCGCGAAGAAGGUAUCCGGAUUGCAAAGUGUCUUGGCAAUGGAAAAGCAGCGAUUUUGCAGAACCACGGACUUCUGACGGUGGGUCAGACUGUGGAUGAAGCCGCGUUCUGGUUUAUGAGUCUGGAUAAGACUUGUCAUGCUCAGUUGCUGGUUGAUGCUGCUUCGGCUGGAAGUGGACAUAAGAAGAUCUUUAUUGGGGAUGAGGAAGCUGCAUUUACUUAUGAUCAGGUAGGAACUCCAGCGAAAGGAUGGCUGGCGUUUCAGGGGUAUUAUGAUGAGAUUUUGGCCAAGACUAAUGGUAACUUUUUGAAGUGAGGGGUGGAUGAUAUUGAGAAAGGAACUAGGAACGAGAGAAAAGGGAGUCGUUUCAACGGAAAGCUAGCUCUGAUUGGCUGAGUCAUUUCUCUUACUUCUGUGUGAACCUGUUCCUCGUCGUAUGUCUAUCUAGGCCUGCAUAGCCUGGGUACCUAGGUAGAUACCUCUGUCUUUGUACCCCGUAAUCAGAAUUGUUCUCCUCGAAUCGGAGUCGCCAU
Molecule: messenger RNA, 1165 nt
Organism: Mollisia scopiformis
Lineage: Eukaryota; Fungi; Ascomycota; Leotiomycetes; Helotiales; Mollisiaceae
Product: arad-like aldolase/epimerase
Exons: 4
Coding region: 90-947 (285 amino acids)
Cellular component (GO): cytoskeleton
Molecular function (GO): actin filament binding
Source: RefSeq, a predicted model, not a curated record